Molecule: messenger RNA, 1410 nt
Organism: Naegleria lovaniensis
Lineage: Eukaryota; Heterolobosea; Eutetramitea; Acrasida; Naegleriidae
Exons: 3
Coding region: 1-1410 (469 amino acids)
Biological process (GO): phosphatidic acid biosynthetic process
Cellular component (GO): endoplasmic reticulum
Molecular function (GO): 1-acylglycerol-3-phosphate O-acyltransferase activity
Source: RefSeq, a predicted model, not a curated record
AUGGCACAAGUACCAACCUCUGUUGACGCGACGACACCCACGAUCGAGGAGAGCUCGACUCCAAGUCUUAUUCAUAGCGACUCCAUAGACUCAUCAACGAUCAGUAAUACUCCUCUUUUAAAUUUAUCUGAAGCAACCAUUGAUGGUAAGAAGAAGCGGCAUAAACAAGAUCAAUCUCUAUCGGCUUGGAUGUGCCGAAUGUGGUUCGGACUUGGGCUUUUAUUAGUAUGGCCUAUUGCCUGGCUCUUUACUGUUCCUGUUUAUUUGGGUCAUAAAUAUUUCGGAUGGGACAAGAAGAAGACACUCCUUGGAAAGAUUUUCCGUGGAGCCACUGCUUCAGUAGUCAAAUCAAAUCCAUAUUGGAAACUUAAAACCAAAUUCACGGAUAAGAGCAAACUUCCAAAGUCUGAAAAGAAGAUGAUUUUUGUUUGCAACCAUCAAUCGAAUAUGGAUCCUUUUGUGCUUAUCAGUGGACCUUUACCAAUCGAGACCAAAUGGGUGUCAAAGAGCGAUUUGUUUUCAAUUCCUUUUGCUGGACGUAUGAUGAAACAAGCUGGUGACGUGCCAAUUGUCUUCAAAAGUAAGCAAAUGGAUGACAUGUCCACAGAUAGAGAUUCAGUCAAGACCUCAAUGAACAAACUUAAAGAACAUUUGAAAAAUGAUACUGCUGUAUUCUUCUUCCCAGAAGGCAGAAGAAACGACACUCCUGAUGAAUUGAGGGAGUGGAAGAAAGGAGCCUUUAUUAUGGCUCUUGAAACUGGAGCUGACAUAGUACCUAUUGGCUUGUAUGGAACAUUUUCAAUGUGGCCUGUCCAUGAUGCUUUACCAAAACCAGGUAAAGCUUGUAUUGUGGUUGGAACUCCAAUUAGUGUUACUGGAAUGACUUUGGAAAAAGAUGUUGAUACAUUGACAGAACAAACCAAGGUAGCUGUUAAUGAUUUAAUGUUGCAAGCUCGUGAAGAAUAUUUCAAGAUUGACGAUCCUGGAGCCGUUUUAAAAGCAAUUUCCAUUCAUCCUGGUUCUAUUUAUUACGCUCACAAAGAUUUGAAAUUUGACGAAGCAUUUGUGAUUAAGGCAGUAAAGGCAAACUUUAAGGUCCUUGAAUAUGCACCUAAACGAUUUAGAACCGUUCCUACACUUGUGGACUUGGUGGAAAAGGAAAGAAAACUGGAAAAGAGUCAUUUGAUAAAUCAAUUUAGAAGAAUCAUAGAGUCUCAAGUUUCCUCGCCACCGUUUACCACCUCCGUUCGACCAAUCUAUGGACUCAACGCAACGUUAACUGCUUCCAACAACACCGACACUGUCGUCACUCUCAAGACUAAAAGAAAAUCUAGUUCGGAUCCGACCUUGGCUUUGCAGCUUAACAUGACAAAGAGAAAGAAAUUAAAUGGACAUUCAGUUUGUCAUUGA